GGAGGGAGCUAACAGGACGUGUGAGGGAAGUGAAGAAGGAUAAACGUCCAAUUUGUUUUGGGUAGACUGAAAGCAAGACUGACAGAAAUAAUAGAAAGGGAUUGUGGGAGACGUGUGGGCAGAGCGCAGGACCUGCGUCCAAAAUAGCCCCCUCUUCCCUACAGAGUGAACUAAACGGAGAGGGGGUACGGGGUGCUGUUCCCAUUGUGGCCAAGGUGUGGAAUUGUUAAGGUCUCAGAGAGAGAGGGUAUAAACGACAAUCUGUUCCUCGCUUAAAAAGAAAAGUUGAAAGGGAUUGACUGGAGAGAGGAGAGUGGUUUCAACCCAGAAUGCACUGCAUUUAAAAUUAAGCCAUGAAAUUAUUAAACUAUGCAACAUUAGCAGCUUAAUGCACCAGAUACAUAGACCAUCUGAUUCGAAACAGAGUACUGAAAUCUUUCUGAGAAGGGAAACGACAGCGAGAGAGAAGAGAGGAUGAAAGGAUGAAGAGUGGGGAAGGGCCAGUGCUUAGCUAGAACUUUAAAGGUGAGUCAAUCUUGCAGUACCACAGGGGAGUACGGAAAAGAGAGCGCGCGAAAAGAAGAAAGAUUGGAAAGAGGUGAAGGGAGGGGGAAAGAUGUGGUAGAGAGAUAGAGGAAGAGAGAGAUGGGGAUUAUUUACCGUUUGAAAUGAAUAAAUCCGUAUUGUGUGUCUGGCAGACAGAGAGGGGCGGGGGGGGGGGCAAGAGAGAACAUCACAGUGACCACCCCUAAAGAUCAAAGAGAUUUCAUUAAAAUAAAAAGCUCAACAGCCUCAAGAGAGGGGAAGCAGAGCAAAAAGUGAUUUUUUUAUUAACCAAAAUCUCACUGCGUUGAAUUCGGAAGUAGGCUACAACCAGAAAAUAAAUAAAAGACCUUACUUUAAAAUCAACUUUGGAAUGGUUCCUGAAACUGUGUCCCUGAGCGUACAAACCGUCGCAGAACACGGGAAAGGAGAGAACGGUCACGGCACUGGAAUAAAGAGAAGGUCGGCGUGGACAUAGGUGCACAGACGUAGGAGAAAGAAGGAAAGCAAGAGGAAAGAUUGGUUUAUUUCUGGAUCAUCACCCUUCCCAAUGACAGAACAACGUCUUCCAGGGGUACAGUGAUGGGUAAGAUCAGCUGCCCCAAUGCAUGUUGGGGGACAGUAGGCGUAAAGUCGCUUGUACUUUAUUGGCUUCUGGUAGCUGCAGUACACCCAUCCCAAGCCCAGCCACCCCUCCCUCUUUCCCUCCCGGCUAAAAUUGCAGUCCUCCCUCCCUGGCAUGCUCUGCCCCUCUCGCAGGCCGAUCUGGGCCCAAUUUUCUCCAACUCCAGCCCUUUUGCCUUCUCCCAGUCCCUGCUCAUGGUGCCUCCGGAUGGGGCGCCGUCCAAACCGGGUGUCCAGGCUUCAUUCGGGCCUUUCUCUGUCAGCCAGCCGGUGUCUGGGCCCAUUCUCCCCCUCUCGCCUCGUCUGUCUGCGUCCCUCAUCUCUAAACACGUGGAGAGAGAGAGAGACGAAGUGGGCAGGUCGAGGUACAGAGUGCGAGCGUUUUUCCGAGUGCGAGGGGACCCAAGCCGAGGCUUCUGUGUAACCCUCCACGCCUUCAAAGAGACAGAGGAACAGAAAGCUUCUUGUAUCACACAGCCUCCACUCGGCCUGUGUGUGGUGACAUUGACGCUGCCCACGGAGUGGUUUGAGUCCGAACUGACUAACAAGGCCUACCUCGGCCCCAACCAGCGGGCCAGGCACACAAACCGCUACCGGGUCCGGAACCGGGGGCGUCGGCACGGGGACCCACCCCCGGGCUCCCUCCGAUACAGCCCAUCCGGCGAACGAGUCCAGGUGUACUACUCGUCGUUUGGCACUGUGUCAAACCCUAAGUUAGUGCCCCCUAGGUGUGUGGAAGGCAAACUACAACAGUCUCAGAGACAGCUGUUCUACAUUGGGGCUGUCACUCUGAGGGAUUACAACAAAGGGAAGGAGGCCAACGGUACCAGAGACCACACAGGCUGUUCCAGCGGACAAGAACAGGAGGAGCUGCGUUUGGAUUCCAAUGUGCUGAUUCGCUAUCGCAGAGGACCAGUCCGCACCGGCCAACCAAUUGGGAUUUCGGUAAACCUGAGGGCUAAUUUCAGUGCAGAGUUUGUUGUUAUCAGACUGAAGGUGAAAAAAGGCCUGCUGUCUCUGGUGGCUCAGCGCUCACCGAACUCUGACCUCUGGGUCGUAACCCUGGAGAGAACACAGGGCUCCAGACAUGACGUGAUCUCGAUUACCUGCCACAAAGUCUCCAGACUUCUGGACAGUGAUAGUCCCUCUGCUCUGCAGCAGAUUGCCUGUCUGUCAGUGGACGGCUUGCGAAGGAGUUUCGGUGUUGCAAUGACGGUGUCGGCCAGCUGGUGGGUGGAGUACUCAGGUCGUAAUAACCCUCCGCCACCACACGGCGGAGUAGUGAGCAGUUUAUCCUUCACCGACCGGGAGAUUGUGGGGAUUACUCCAAUAACUGAGACUGACAUGAUCAUCAACACAGCCAUCUUGACCAACGAGCCCGUGUCACUUCCUGUCAUCGUGCUGGCGGUGGGGCAUGACGGGAAGGUGUCUGAUGUCACCUCAGCCGUCAAGUGUCAGUCGUCUAACGAUGACAUUGUCAAGGUAUCGGGUGAUUGCUCCACCCUCUUCGUCGAUGGUAGCGAAUCAGGCGUGGGCAGCACCUGUGUGGGGGUGGAGUUUUUCCUGGGCAUGCUCAGUGGGUCCCUUUGUCUGUCCGUCUGGGCUCCUGUUGUCCCUCUGCGCAUGUCGCUGUCUGACAAUGAGCUGAGCACCAUCGACGGCUGGAGGCAUCACACAGAGAACGGUUGUUCUCCAGUUUACCAAAGGUCCACAGUUCAGGUUAUGACCCAGUUCAGUGCCCAGGCGGGUCACGGUCAGCUAGCCUACCUGCUGGGCUCAUCCGAGUGGCUCGUUGACGUCACAGAGAUGGUCCGUAACUGGCUGAGAGUGGAGAAUCCCCGCGUGGCUGUCCUCGACAAGCAGAGCAUUCUAAUUGGUCUACAGCCAGGGAAAACGGCUGUUCAUGUCAUAUCAAGCCAGUGGGAUGGCGUGCUGGGCAGCUGUGACGUCAGCGUCACCUCGGAACCUGUGACCCCGGGUGACCUCUCUGUGCAGGUGGUGGGCGGACUUAGUAUGUCAAUCAAUGCAAGCCCCUCCCAUCCUGCGGUCAUUACUGCCUCGGUGACUGCCAAUAACAUUCUCUACAGCCCGGGCCAGGAAGCUUCGAUCAGUGUCUGGCUCCAGUUCAGCGACGACAGUGCAGUGUUGCUCUCCAGCUUCAGCCAUGUUCCGUUCAGCCUGCGCCUCUCCUCGUUGGCCGAGACAGUGGUCGCCGUGACGGCGGGGAAGUCUCAGCGUGUUGUCGCUCAGGGUGAAGGGGGAGGGCCUUUACUGAAAGCUGAACUCCUGGUCACGACCUGCGAGACGACCACAAACUCCAUCGACGGAGACCUGUCCAAUCCGAGGGAAGGAAGCAGGACCAGAAGGCUGGCUAAAGGAUCCGGCUGGAUCCGGGUGAACCUGGACUCAGGCGUGAGACCAAUGGGGAGCGACGAGGCGGACUUUGAGCUCCUCGACAUCUCGGACAUGUUGGUGGAGUCAGACAGGGACAUUCAGUACAGCAACUUUCCGGACUCGAGCGUCAUCCUAGGGAACGUCACCGAUGGCAACGGCGAGGACUACUACGACAAGGCCGGCGACGUCAUGGUAGCCCGCAAUGACCUUGAGAGGGCAGUGUUGACCCCCAGUCACGAAGAGAGUGCUGUGUACUUCGCUCCUGGGGUGGAGCGAGACGAGGACGGCAAACAGGCGGAGAGGGAGCUGGAGGUGGGGGUCGGCGCGAUGCUCUCCCUCCUCUGCCUCUCGGCAGUCCUCUUCCUUGUGAACUGUCUUCCCUGCGCUCUGAGGGAGAGGAGAAGAAGGAAAGUAAAGAAAGGAGAAACAGACGAGGAGAGGGAAGGAGAGGUGGAGGAACAGAGGGAGGAAGGAGAGGUGGAGGAACAGAGGGAGGGAGGAGAACCAGAGAAAGACAAAGAGGCGGAGGAGAUAGAGGAGGUGGCCAAGAAUGUUGCAGAAAAUGAAGAAAAGAAAGAGAGAGCAACAUGCUACUCUGGGAUAAUAUCACUCCAUAAGACUAUUUCAGAGGAGAAAGUGGAGCCAUCAGAUCAAAUCCUGAAUCUAUAGGUUUACGUUGAAAUAUGACCCCUAAUCCGUAUAGCAAGUACAGGUGAAAACAAGGGCACCAAGUAGGAAAAUAUGACCCCUAAUUCAUAUAGCAAGUACAGGUGAAAACAAGGGCACCAAGUAGGAAAAUAUGACCCCUAACUCAUAUAGCAAGUACAGGUGAAAACAAGGGCACCAAGUAGGAAAAUAUGACCCCUAAUUCAUAUAGCAAGUACAGGUGAAAACAAGGGCACCAAGUAGGAAAAUAUGACCCCUAAUUCAUAUAGCAAGUACAGGUGAAAACAAGGGCACCAAGUAGGAAAAUAUGACCCCUAAUCCGUAUAGCAAGUACAGGUGAAAACAAGGGCACAAAGUAGAAAAAGGGUGCCUUUUAAUUCAGGUGAGAAAUAUAUGUAUAUUCCUGUCACCAACAUCUUAACGUCUUAAAAUGUGUCUUGCCAUGUCAUCUCUGUUUAGUAUAAUUCUCAAGCUCUAUUUAUACCUGGUUCUAACAUGCGUCUGUAUGUAGCAGGUCCAGAUCACAUUUAAAGACACAUGUUUGAGGCAGGUAUAAAUGGGGCUUACAUGACCUAUAUCUGAAUGUAUACCUACCAUGGUAUGUAGACUGUACGUGCAGCACUACUGCAUGUACUUACAGGCAGUUUUCUGUUGUCUGUAUUUCACUUUCCUUUGUAUGAAAUCUGUCGUCAUCUUUUCAUUAUAGGCCUAUAGACAGAACAGUACCGGAUCACUGGAUGUUACGGUUACUUUCUUGAGUUUUUUCUCCAGAAAUCCCUCCAUCCUGAAGGACUUUCUAGGUUGGUUAUUUGCUCCUGUUCAAUGAAUUCUCCAACUAACAUUUCUGGUAGAUUUGAGAAUUUUUGAGAAAUUUAACUGGCGUUUUGGAACCCUUGUCCUGAAAGUGUUUUGGUUAAUGUCUACAUCAACUGAAAGAUGUUGCAAAUAUUCCUUAUGGAAUAGUUCAUGUCAAACAUGUUAUUAUCCUGCUAGGCAAAGGCUGUACAUUUGAUUUGGUAACAAAAAUAAUUGUUUUUGUAUGUAAUUUAGUAUUUAUUUAUUUAAGAGUUUGCAUUCUGUGUAAUUCUCUUUGUUUAUCUGGUCGGCAAACUACAGACGUGUCACAAAUUCAUGGAAAAAUCUCAAUAAAUAAGCUGGAGGAACAUAAAUCCAGAUGCUUCCAUUCAGGUGUACUGCGUGAUACAAUUAAGCAAAUUAACAUCCCAUCAUGCUCUCUGGCAUGUAGACAAAUGCUGAGCGGGCCCGGUAAACCUCUACUCUGGAUCAAGAUGACAAGGAUUUGAAUGACAAGGAUGACAAUGGCACCAUCCACAGGGCACAAGGACUCGCUGGAUGGUUUUGAGGAGUAUAAAAAUGUUUGGGAUCAUAUGCUAUGGCCAUCACUGUUACCAAAUCACAAACCUAUUAAACACCUGUGGGACAUUUUGGAACAUACGCGUUAGAGAGCGCUCUCCACCACCAUCAUCAUCAAAACACCAAAAUAAGGUAAUAUUUUAUAGAAGAAUGGUGUUCAAUCCUUCCAGUAGCCAUUCCGGAGACUCGGAUAAUCUAUGCUGAGGUGCAAUGAAGCUCUUCAAGCAGGUCGUGUUGGCCCGAUUGCUGAGGCCCCUUGUGUUGGUUUUUGCUUUAUCACUUGUACGUACGUUACAAUGGCUGAAACCCUGAAUGGAUAUGCCCCUGUUAAAAUAUGUUGGCCACUACAGGGUUGUCAUCAACCUCACCAGAAUCCAGUGCUGGAUCCAGUAAUGCCUCUCAGAACUCAAGCUUUGCCCAAUGGACCAAAUAUGAACCAGAUUUGUGCAGAAAUCAAGCCUCUUAGAACCAUCAGGAAGUCACAAACUCCUUUUCAUUUUCGCUACAUAAUGUUGGAAAUUUGAAUUGUGGAUUAAAAUAACAAGCAA
Molecule: messenger RNA, 6149 nt
Organism: Esox lucius (northern pike)
Lineage: Eukaryota; Metazoa; Chordata; Actinopteri; Esociformes; Esocidae
Gene: tmem132a
Product: transmembrane protein 132A
Exons: 13
Coding region: 1126-4230 (1034 amino acids)
Source: RefSeq, a predicted model, not a curated record